AUGGCUGCCGCUAUGGAUCCGGGCGAGGAGCACGCCCACUUCGUUGAGUGGGCGCAGUCCAACGGCGUAGACAUCAACGGCAUUGCCCCUGCCAAAUUCAAGGACAGCGGUAUGGGAAUCGUCGCCGCAACGGAUAUCAAGUUCCCAACCAAAACUUCGAUACACGCACGUCUGGCUGCGUAUCUGGCUCUUAGGUUUCCAGACGACGACUGCCAGCAUCGGCCAUGGCAGGAUAUCUGGCCCAGUCGAGACGAGUUCAAGGAGAUCCUUCCCCUCCACUGGUCGAAGCAGCUGCAGGAUCUGCUGCCACAUGCUGCUGCAGUGCUUCUCACAGCCCAGCGGUCUAACCUCGACCGAGAUUACCUCAGCAUCCACGCCAUUCAUCCCUCCAUCUCGAGAGACCUCUUCACCUAUGUAUGGCUAAUCGUCAACACUCGUACCUUCUACUGGGAAUACCCCGAUCUUCCCAAUGCACAUCCGCGCCUUCCAAAGAAGCGUCCACAAUUGACAGCAGACGACUGCUACGCCAUGUGCCCCUUUAUGGAUUACUUCAAUCAUUCCGAUAAAGGUUGCGACCCCAAAGCUGACGCAAAGGGCUAUUCGGUCACCGCCGAUCGGGCCUACAGAGCCGGCGAAGAAGUCUACGUUUCGUAUGGCUCACACACAAACGAUUUCUUGCUUGUCGAGUACGGCUUCAUACUCGACACCAAUGGAUGCGAUUCUCUACCCCUGGACCACCUUAUCCUCUCCCAACUUUCCUCCGAACAGGUUCAGGUUCUGAAAGAAGAUGGCUUCUACGGGUCUUAUACGCUAUCGCCGACGACCCCGACGAUAUGUCACCGCACUCAGGCUGUUGUCCGUCUGUUGACUUUACCCUCUCGGCGAUAUACGGCUUUCGUCAGCGGCACAGAUGAAGGGACGGGUGACCAGGGCAGAGUCAAUGAGUAUGUCAUCCGGCUAUUGGUCAAAUACGAAAGGCAGAUUAUGGAGAUCAUGGAGGAGGUGGAGGGACUGAAGACCGGCGGAGACGCAACAACGGCCCAAAGAAGUACCCUGCUUAGACGCUGGAAGCAAGUCCGAGCAAUCGUCAAGACGGGAAUAGAUGUCCUGACCAAUUGA
This is a messenger RNA of Paraphaeosphaeria sporulosa, 1119 nucleotides long. Its product is annotated as SET domain-containing protein. Gene Ontology annotation, molecular function: protein-lysine N-methyltransferase activity; protein binding. Lineage: Eukaryota; Fungi; Ascomycota; Dothideomycetes; Pleosporales; Didymosphaeriaceae. The transcript has 2 exons. Gene Ontology annotation, biological process: peptidyl-lysine monomethylation. The record is from RefSeq and is a predicted model, not a curated record. Bases 1 to 1119 code for a protein of 372 amino acids.